AUGGCCAUGAGUGUUUGCUGGCUGGCUCGAGGCGCGGAGAGAUCACCAUGCGCGGCUAGCGAUGAGAGAACCUGUGGCGGAAUCCAGAAUCCCCUCGAAGCGCUCCAAAUCCUUGCACAAGCAGCCUCCAACGAAAAUUGCCCACGAGGACAUACCGCAAUAUCCCAGAUAGAACCAGCGAGAUCUGAAAGUACCAGUGCCAUACCCACGAAUGGGGAUGAUCAAGCAGGACUGGAAUCAUAUGGGCCUGUUGCAGACGGAAUUCUAGACCCGCGACUGCUAGAUCACCUCCUUCAAGAUUACGCGGAACGAUAUCACCCCUUUAUGCCAAUCGUCCCGGAUCAUAUUCUCUUAGCGACGAGUGUCCACAAAACGGCUGUGGAAGAGCCAUUUCUUCUGACAGCUGUCCUAACCAUUUCAACAAAGGACAGACAAGAUCUGGAGGAUUUACACAGAGGUAUAUGGUCACAUAUGCAAGGUUUGAUAUUGAGCGUUGUAUUGGGUACCUCUGGGACUCGCCAUGUUGAAACCGUGGAAGGCCUGCUGCUCCUUGCAGAAUGGGUUCCUCACAUUAACACUCACCUCUCGAGCAAGACCCAAUCGAGUGAUGACAAUGAAGAUACCGCAGCAUGGACUCUUGUUGGCUUAGCUGUGCGACAGGGGUACCUACUCCACCUCGAUAACUACUCCUUCCGAAAGGAAGCUAAGGGAGACAUAAAAGCCGUAUCGGAUCGGAAGAGAUUGGCAUGGACAUUUACUUAUCUCUCAGAUCGUCAAAUAUCCAUCCGCAUGGGCCAAGCCUUUUGGUGUCGCGGGCCGGGGCUCUCUACACGAUUUACUGCGGAUGACUAUCCCACGCUGCAGCCAAAACAUGCAUAUGAAGAUGACUAUGCAGCCAUCUUGCAAGCACAAGUCGAGCUCACCACGCUGUUCGGAAAUGUCCAUGAUAUCCUGUACGCCUCGAAGAGCCGCACGGUCCAAUUGAUGCUCAUGGGCGAUUACACCAAAUACUUGGAUGAUAGUGCCAAGGCACUGACAGCUUGGGAGGAUAUAUGGAGCAGCCUGAAUGUUGCCGCGUACUUAAAAUGUCUUCUCAGUCUACAAUACGAGUAUCUGCGGUUAUAUGUGAACGCAUUCGCUUUUCAGGCUGUUAUCUGCAGAGCGACCGACAGACCAUCAAAUCCUCAUCCUAGCCCAACAAAGACGCCAUACUUUCCAAAUGGUGUCAUGGCUAGCGCCGAUGGACGGCACAUAUACUUGGCCAUUGACGCGGCGAGCAAUCUUCUUAAAAUCAUCAAUGAGCGUAUGGACCCAGUUCGACAUCUUCGCUACCUUCCCGUUCGUUUCUAUUUGUGA
Messenger RNA from Penicillium arizonense, 1356 nucleotides. RefSeq names its product fungal specific transcription factor domain-containing protein. Bases 1 to 1356 code for a protein of 451 amino acids. The transcript has 4 exons. Lineage: Eukaryota; Fungi; Ascomycota; Eurotiomycetes; Eurotiales; Aspergillaceae. The record is from RefSeq and is a predicted model, not a curated record. Gene Ontology annotation, molecular function: DNA-binding transcription factor activity, RNA polymerase II-specific. Gene Ontology annotation, cellular component: nucleus.